AACCGCAAUCCCUACCUCGACCCCUCAAAUCCCAACUACAACCCCACACAACCUCCCCCUCCAACAACACCCUCAAGGGCCUUCAAUCGCACCAUCUUGGCAUCGCCACGGGGAUCUAGCGAUUUCUUGGCCGAAGCGAGGGAAACGGUUGGAAGAGAUCGAGUAACUGGGAAACGCAUUGUUAGUGCAAAUGGGGGUAAGGAUAGGGAUAGGGGGAGGGGUAGGGGAACGGAGGAAAGGAGUGCGUAUGCCGACCACAGUAGUAAUAUCAGAAUCAGAAGUGGGACAAAAUAUGAUCUAUUUGUGCAGGAAAUGAAGGAGAGGAGAGAA
Lindgomyces ingoldianus is the source of this 330-nucleotide messenger RNA. RefSeq lists its product as uncharacterized. Lineage: Eukaryota; Fungi; Ascomycota; Dothideomycetes; Pleosporales; Lindgomycetaceae. The record is from RefSeq and is a predicted model, not a curated record. The transcript has 2 exons. The annotation marks the transcript as partial.